AGUUUAACUUCUAAGCCACCUCCAGCAGAUAUGUCAGACAACCUGGCAGCUGAGAGCUGGGGCUCCACGCAGAUCACUGUCCAGACAUUUUCGUACAGGUGGACCAUCAGCAACUUCUCCUUUUGCCUGGAGGGAAUGAGGGAAGCCAUUGAAAGUGCGACUUUCUCAUCAGGAGCCAAUGACAAACUCCAAUGGCUUUUGAAAGUUCACGCCAAUGGGAGCGAUGAAGAUAGCAAAGAUUACCUGUCAGUUCACCUAGUGUUGCUCCGCUGUCCAAAGAGCCCCGUUUGGGCCAAGUUCCACUUUUGGAUCAUAAAUGCUGAAGGAGAGAAAUGCCAAGGACUGUGGAGCCAAAUUGUCUUUAGGUUUGUGCCUGGCAAAGGCAGGGGAUUCAAAAAAUUCAUCUUAAGAGAUUUCCUGUUGUCCCAGGCAGAGCGCCUUCUCCCCAAGAACCGCCUGACCCUCCUGUGCGAGGUGUACAUAGUUCAAGACUCCUGCAGCAUUCCACGACAGAACACGACAUCGGCAAUCAAGGUUCCAAGCUGCUCUUUGAUGGAUGACCUGGGAGCGCUGUGGAAGAAUUCCCUCUUCACAGACUGCUGUCUCUUGGUAUCUGGUCAGGAAUUCUGGGCUCACAAGGCUAUCUUAGCAGCUCGCUCUCCAGUUUUCAGAGCCAUGUUCGAACAUGAGUUGGAGGAGGGGCAAAAGAACCGAGUUGAGAUCAAGGACCUGGAGCCUCAAGUCUUCAAGGAGAUGAUGGGCUUCAUUUACACAGGGAAGGCACCAAACCUCCACACCAUGGCCACUGGUGUGCUGGCAGCUGCUGACAGGUAUGGCUUGGAGUGCUUAAAGAGCAUGUGUGAGGUUGCCAUCUGCAGGGACCUCUCAGUGGAGAAUGCCGCUCACACUCUCAUCCUGGCUGACCUCCACAGUGCAGAGCAGCUGAAAAUGAAGGCAUUGGAUUUCAUUACAGUUCAUGCUUCUGAGGUCUUUGAGACCUCGGGGUGGAAGGUCAUGGUGGACUUCCAUCCCCACUUGCUGGCUGAAGCAUUCCAUGCCCUGGCUUCUGCACAGAGGCCUUUCCUGGAACCCCCUCUCAAACGCCCGAAGAGAUAG
Meriones unguiculatus (Mongolian gerbil) is the source of this 1116-nucleotide messenger RNA. RefSeq names its product speckle-type POZ protein-like. The record is from RefSeq and is a predicted model, not a curated record. Gene Ontology annotation, biological process: proteasome-mediated ubiquitin-dependent protein catabolic process; regulation of proteolysis. Gene Ontology annotation, cellular component: nucleus; cytoplasm. Lineage: Eukaryota; Metazoa; Chordata; Mammalia; Rodentia; Muridae. Gene Ontology annotation, molecular function: ubiquitin protein ligase binding.